Molecule: messenger RNA, 1148 nt
Organism: Calliphora vicina (urban bluebottle blowfly)
Lineage: Eukaryota; Metazoa; Arthropoda; Insecta; Diptera; Calliphoridae
Product: MIT domain-containing protein 1
Exons: 4
Coding region: 303-1004 (233 amino acids)
Source: RefSeq, a predicted model, not a curated record
CUUCAAAAUAAGAAAAAUUUGUGUUUUUUAAGACAAAUAAUUAAAUUUUCAGUGAUUUUAGUUAAAAAAUCAUGAAAUAAAUAAAAAAUUUGCAUGUGUUUAAUGGAAACUAUCGUUUAAAAGAACAAAAUCAUACGGGAAACAAGAAUUGUAUACAAUAGUUGGUGGUCACAGAAAAAUUACGAUUGUUUUGUUUACUACAUUCUGAAUGUGUGUGCUAGUAUUUAGAAAUAAAAUUACAAACAAAUUUAAAUAAGAGUUUUAUUAAGAUUUAACAUUUGCAAAAAAAAUUGUGUUUAAAUAUGAACGUCAAAGACAUUCUCAUGAAAGCGGUUCAAUGUGACCAGGCAGGUCGCAUCUUAGAAGCCCAAAUUCAUUAUCAGGAAGGAAUACAAAUUCUAAUGGAAUUGGUUAACGACGAAAAUGAUGUGGCAAAGAAAAAAGUGUUUUAUGAACGCAUUAAAGAGUACAUUGAUAGGGCAGAACAAAUUAAGGAACGUGUUCAGAGGCAUGUCUCGCAGGGUGAAUUAGUUUCUCAUAAUCCAAUUGAUGAAGACGCCACUGGCUACAGUUACAAAAGUCUAUUUGGAAAAUAUAUAACACCUCAAGUAAAGGAAGUGCUAAUAGAAGAGCCUUAUCUAGUCGAAAGAUAUCAGUUUCAAAAUUUAGUAUCAUUUUUCGAAUUGUUGGUUAAACAAAGUCAGGGGUUAAAAUUCAUAAGCUUGAUAACUAAAGCAGAUCAAAAGAAUAAUUCCACUCAGCAAAAUACUCUGCAGCAGAUCAAGGGAGAUUUGGCCAAACGAGAUAUAAGAUUAAAUGUUAACUUUGAAAAUUCCUUACAUGAUCGUAAAAUAGUCUUAAGCAAUGGUUAUAUAAUUAAAAUUGGACGUGGCCUGCACUUUUUUAAGGCCAAUAAUCCUUUGUUUUCAUUGGGACUUACCGAUUAUGAUUUCCGAAGAUGUUUACAAACCGAUGUGGAUAUUUGGCGCACAAGAAGUAUAUAAAACGUGUUCCUAUGCUAUUUACAGCUCAUUUUUUGUAAUUUGAAAUAAGUUUUUAUAUAAUGUACUUAUUAGGGAUUAUUGAUGUUUUUUUUUUCUGGACCAAUAAAAGUUAAUAUUUUUAUAAAUUUUUUAUUAAUUUAGAAA